CGUCCGCCGGCUUUAGACACAUCGGCGGAUCGUUCUGAUUCAUUGAGUUUUCAACUUCUUCGGAGGAAGCUGCAGCAGAGAGGAUGACAGUUUCUGACUUGAAGAACAGAGCUGUUCCAGCUGAGGCUGCCGAGCCCAUCAAGACGAAAGAGCCCAACGGCCUGGGUCUUGAUGACAUAAAGCAGGCCAAAGGUGAGAAGAAAGCUGAAGGAUGGUUUCAGUUCAAGACAGAUCUCGUCUGGUCAAAUAUCUUUGGCUUUGGCCUGUGGCACCUCAUAACGUUCUACUAUCUCUUCACAUUUCCGUACCUGCAGUACAAAGGGCUGAUGCUAUGGGCUUUCAUCAUGGCUGAGCUCAAUCUGCUGUCAAUUACCGCUGGUGUACACAGACUCUGGUGUCACAGGUCGUACAAAGCCAAAACGCCCCUUAGAAUAUUCUUGGCUAUCUUCUUCUUGGCUACAGGAGAGAAUCGCAUCUCCCACUGGGUGAGGGAACACAGGGUUCACCACAAGUACGUUGACACCGAUGCCGAUCCCCACAACAGCAAACGCGGCCUCUUCUUCUCGCACAUCGGCUGGCAGAUGAUGAAGAAGCAUCCUGAUGUCAUCAAGAAGGGACGGACCAUCAACUAUGACGACAUGCGGGCUGAUCCUGUCGUUGUCUUCUUUGACAGACACUUCGCCUUCUUCAAGACCCUCCUCUGCUUCGUCCUCCCAGUCUUCAUUCCGGUCUACUUCUUCGGGCAGGAACUGAAACCAGCCAUCAUCACCCAAUGGUUCAUACGGUAUCCGUAUGUUGUCAAUAUCAUGUUCUCGGUCAACAGCUUUGCACAUGCUGUCGGGUAUCGCAGUUACGACAGGACUAUAAGGCCGACAGAAAACGGCGUCAUCUCCAUGGUGACCACCGGCGAGGGCUGGCACAACUAUCAUCACGCUUUCCCGUGGGACUACAAAGCUGCCGAAUUGGGAAGCUUCUUCUUCAACAGGUGUACGUGGUGGAUCAACCUUUGGGCGAAGAUGGGACUUGCUUAUGACUUGAAGGAGGCCGGGGAACACUCGAUCAAGAGAAUCGUCGAGCGCAAGGGCGACGGAAGUCAUCCAAUAUGGACCAGCAGGGAAGAUGGGACACCUAUUGAGGAGCCUGAAGAACACCCCUAUUGAUGAUUAUUGUCGAGUGUUGCCUUUAGUUUUGUUAUCAUAAUGUAUCAGUAUCAUUAAAAAUGUAAAAAUUGUGAUUAAUAAUAUAUGAGAGGGAAUGGAGGGGAAAAGAUAUUGAAAUUUCUUGAU
Messenger RNA from Diachasma alloeum, 1286 nucleotides. Its product is annotated as acyl-CoA Delta(11) desaturase. The coding region runs from base 84 to 1160 and encodes 358 amino acids. Gene Ontology annotation, cellular component: endoplasmic reticulum membrane. Gene Ontology annotation, molecular function: stearoyl-CoA 9-desaturase activity; iron ion binding. NCBI's taxonomy places the organism in Eukaryota, Metazoa, Arthropoda, Insecta, Hymenoptera, Braconidae. The transcript is spliced from 6 exons. The record is from RefSeq and is a predicted model, not a curated record. Gene Ontology annotation, biological process: unsaturated fatty acid biosynthetic process.